AUGAUUCACUCCGCUCUUUCAUUGUGGGUCCUUCUGACAUUUGCCACAUCUGUGUUAUCACAAGCAAACUUGAGCGUUGUUGGAACAUGUCAAGAGAUCGCCUCUAAAGUCUCCAGUGCGAGCGAUGUCAUCUAUGCAUUGCAUCCCAAUUUCCUCCCCGAUAUCCAUCACUGGUACCUUUCCUCAAGCCAGACUCCGACAUGCGUCUUUGAGCCCGGAUCUGUGGAGGACUUGGCCACAGCCGUGCAAAUUAUCGGCUCUGCUCGGUCUCCAUUUGCAGUGAGAUCAGGCGGGCAUGCGUCCAAUCCUGGCUUCUCGAGCACGACCGGGGUCCACAUCUCCUUGAAUCGCAUGGACCAAGUUGUACUCUCUGCCGACAAAUCAACCGUCGAGAUCGGGACUGGAACAACUUGGGCAGAUGUCUACGAAAAGCUUGAAGAUACCGGCUACAAUGUCGUCGGUGGGCGGACUGUUGGCCCGGGUGUUGGUGGAUUCACCCUGGGUGGCGGGUUUUCUUGGAAAACCAAUCAACACGGCUUAACAUGCGAUACGGUCAAGAGCUUUACCUUAGUAUUACCUAACGGAACUAUCACACGCGUCGACUCGGACAAGCCGGAUCUCUUCUUCGCUCUGAAAGGAGGUCUGAACAGAUUUGGGAUCGUCGCCUCAGCCGAGUUUUACACCCACGAACAGCCUUCUCAAAUAUAUGGCGGCUUGGCGGUAUAUGGCAACGAUAAGCUUGAUGCCAUUCUCGAGGCCACUGCAAAGUUUGAUGCGGAAAACACCGAUCCCAAGGCGCAAGUCAUUACGACGCUUGAAGGAUCGUCAUUGACCGGUACCUCCGCUUUGGUGCUGUUCUUUUACGAUGGACCGAGUCGGCCGGAAAGCUUCAGUGUCUUUGACAACAUUACGGCAACACUGGACAUCACAGGCACAAAGACCUUUGCCGAAUUCGUCCAAAUGUUUCAAUCCAAUAUUGUCAUCAAUGCUCGUGGGACCUUUCACACUCUUUCCACGUCAAAGUUGACAUCUGGAUUCUUGACCGCGGUCAGGAACGAGACAGACACCUUCGGCAAAGUGAUGGCAAGCCACAGCGGGUCGAGCAUAAGCUACGACAUUGAGCCUUUCCUUAAGACAUACGGUGAAAAGGCAACUGACAGCGCCUACCCGCAUCACGAUUCGCCUCUUCCUUUGAACUUGUACUUUGCCUGGCUCUCGCCCGCCGACGAUGAGUUCUGGUACGAUGCGAUGCGCUCGUCCAUCCAGAAUCUGAGGAGAAUCGCCAUCGAAGAAGGCAUCUAUUCUUCUGAUUUCACUACCUAUCCUAACUACGCGAUCUCAAAUACAACGGCGGAGGAUUUGUACGGGGCCAGCAACGCAGAAAGACUCCGUAGCAUUAGGAGCCAGAUUGAUCCAGAUGGUAUCAUGGAACUGGCAGGUGGCUUCUCCAUUUAG
Diplodia corticola is the source of this 1455-nucleotide messenger RNA. Its product is annotated as fad-binding domain-containing protein. The transcript has 10 exons. Lineage: Eukaryota; Fungi; Ascomycota; Dothideomycetes; Botryosphaeriales; Botryosphaeriaceae. Gene Ontology annotation, molecular function: FAD binding. The coding region runs from base 1 to 1455 and encodes 484 amino acids. The record is from RefSeq and is a predicted model, not a curated record.